Molecule: messenger RNA, 3158 nt
Organism: Arachis duranensis
Lineage: Eukaryota; Viridiplantae; Streptophyta; Magnoliopsida; Fabales; Fabaceae
Exons: 2
Coding region: 42-275 (77 amino acids)
Source: RefSeq, a predicted model, not a curated record
UUUCUUUUGUCAGGAGAGUGGCAAGAAGAAGCAAAGAGGCGAUGGGUCCAGUGGGGAAGAGGCUCUGGGAGGUUCUGGUUUGUCCUCUCUCGAAGCAUCCCUUGAGGUACUGCCAGGAAACCAAUUCCCUAAUCAGUGACGCCAUUGCCGUUUCCUUUCCUAUCAAAAACGGGAUCCCUUGCUUGGUUCCACAAGAUGGGAAGAUACUCGAGGAACAAGAUGCCACUGAUGCUAAUUCGUCUGCAAUGAAUGAAGAACAUCAAGGAAGAAGAUGAACUGUAAGAGAUUUCAGCGUCUCUUCCUUUAAUUGUGACUCUUCUGGUGCUCAUUCAGUUAUUAGUAUUGCAAAUAACUCUCAUCAAUUUCUGUUUAACUCUCACUGUCUUGAGUAAAUUAUAAUAAUGUCCUUUGAAAUUAAGAGGUGUUGCAUGUAAGAGUGCUGAUAAUUAAGAGCUUUUAGAUAUGAAAAAGCGUGGUACACUAAUUUUCUUUUUUUAAAAUACCUUAUAAUUAAGUUAUAAACUACUUACUACCUCACCUAAUCUUAUUUUUAUUGAUUUUGUACACAUUUAGUAGUUAAUUUUGCACGUUAAUCCCUGUCAAUAUACUAGUGAAAUAUAGCAUUACAGACCUUUGAACUAUGAUUAGGGGUGAACAAAUCAGGAUUCCAUUCGUAAUAUCCGUAGUAUUUAUCCGUAUCAGAUCUAAAUUUUGCAGAUAUUGGAUUAUGAUCAGUAGUAUGAGUGCUGACAUAAUCAAGGUAAAUGGCUUGCAUUGGGAGUCAUGGAAACUUGAAUACUUUGACAUUUUAUCAAAUUAGAUUGAGGUGUGGUGGCCAUCCUUAAUCUAUUGACUAAUAAAAGAUUAAUAUAAAAGAUAGCUUUACUUGAACUUGAAUGCAUUGUGCAAUGGUAUGCAUCCAUGAGAUCUGGUACAAGAUUUGUCUCUUGUAACCUAACAACAACCUUCUUAACAUUUUUGAACUUCAAUUCAACCCUCAACAUAUUCCUGUCUAGGCUUGUGAAAAUAAUUGUCAGCAGUUUCUAUCGGUUAUGGUUUUGGUUUCGCUUUCACUUUUAACCGUGAUUCGUUGCUUAAGCAAGCUACAAAUCCAAAUUCCCUGUUUUGUCUAGGCUGAUGUGAGAAACUGGUAUAAUUGUGAGAUUUUUCUUAUGUAUACGGCAUAUGGUGCUUUAAUUCUAUAGGUGAGAGGUAGGUGUCUGAAUAACAAGUUGGUCAAGAGAAAACCCUUCAAUGGUGAAUAGCUACCUGCCAUCUUCCUUUUCUUUCUUUCUUUACAGCGUGUUUUACACAGGGAAUACAAUCAACAUAACUGUUCAUAAGGCAAAUAAAUUCAAGUAGCUUUUCAUGGCAUAAUAACAAUAACAAUAAUAAUAAUUUAAUAUACUGAUAAUGUAAAGAAUUUUAUACAAUCAUUCAAUGAGAUUCAGAUAUUCAGACGACAUUUCAAGUAGUAGGUUUGAAAAUUAGUUAAUUUGUUGAUACAGGGAUACACGAUUAGUUGUUUGUAUAAAUUUUUUUUAUACUAAUGGUACAUGAAAAUUAAAUUCUAAUAAUAAUCAUAUUUGAUAAAUGCGAUUGACUAAACUUACUGUGCAGACUCAAUACAGUUAUGAAAUUUUCCUGUCAGUAUAAUUUAAACUAUCCAGAGCAUUUUUUUCCUAUUGUUACUAUUUUGAUAACUUUGAUAGUUUUCAACACAAAUAGGAUUUGAUAAGACGAUGUUGCCUUGUCGCCAACUACACUUAUGAAAAUAGACAACGAUGACCAUUUAUGGUAAAACAAGAUAAAAAGACAUCUUCAAUGAAGAUUUCUUUUUUAAAUGUUUAAAAUGUUAUCGUCUGACUAGUGACUACUAUUCAUGAGUUAGGAGUUCCGUAGUGUAGUUUUAUUCCCUCAAAAGCAAUGAGGUAAAGAAGGAAUUGACGAAUACAACAAAUAUGGUAACAAUUUUAAUCAACCACAUAACAAGGUAGGUUGCUGGUUGCGGUAGUUUAUAGUAUUAUUCUCUCCAAAAGCAAUGAGGAAUGAAAAAAGAACUGAUGUUAAUUUGUAUGCAUGGUAUCGUGAAAUCAGUAAAAAAUUACUAACUUAAAGUCACACGAACAUAAAUAUAUAAUUGGAUGAAAUUGGAAAACAGUGCAAAACCUAAUAUAAACUCAAAUAAAAUGCUAAAAAUUAUAAUCAACCACAUAACACUAGUAUUACAAAAUAGUUAGAGAUCCUGUAGUUUAUGGUAUUAUUCACCCUAAAAGCAAUCCAAUGAGGUAUCUAUCUGAAUAUCUAGGUCGAGUGUAACACUCUUGUGUUGGUGUAACACACCCUCUUAGCUAACCACCCUUUCAAAACAAGCAAAACAACUAAACUACAGACUAUAUAGGAAAAAAUAUUAUUUAUGAUAACGUGACCCGUUAUUUGCAACUCUAGUUCUUACUUCUUAUUAAGGAUCUAACAAAAAUGCACACCCAACAAUGAUAAACCAGAGAUGAAUAAUCUCAACAACUUGAUUUCAAUUGUGUUCAAUUUAAUUGGUCUAACAAAGGGACCAAGCAAUGUCUCUUUAUGUUAUUUGCUAUCAUCUGACUCUGCAGCAGCAUCUUCAUCAAAUGAACUCAUCAUGGAGAAUAAUGGUGAGGCUGUUUGGUGCUGUGUAUGCUUGUCGAGGUUAAAGGACGAAGACGAAAUUCGAGUCCUUCCUUGCCUGCACAAGUUCCACAAGGUUUGUGUGAAUAGAUGGCUCAAAGGUCGCCACAAAACCUGCCCCCUCUGCCGGUUUUCGAUGGGAGGUGGCGGCGAGGAGAAGUCGCACCACCGGCCCGAAAUGUUCACUGAAGAGAUGUUGAUAUGGUUUUCUUCUUUCCAUAUAGCUGGUAUGUAGUUUCUGUGCUAAAAUAGUAAAAAUUUUCACCAUAGGGAAUCUGUGCAAGUGUCUAUAUAAAAAGCAUAGCCCUUGCUUUGCUUUUACCAUUUUUAUGCUUUUUUUUUUGGUUGCUGCAAGGCUUAUGAUCCUGAUUCUAAGAAAGGUGAAAAAUGACCAAUGCUAUUAAUUCGGCUGCAAAUUAGAUGAGCAAGUUCACAAAGGCUCUAAACUGGCCUAAGGCAAAAAUAAUAAUACACCUUAUUGUUCCUUUCACGUA